Molecule: messenger RNA, 1269 nt
Organism: Eruca vesicaria subsp. sativa (arugula)
Lineage: Eukaryota; Viridiplantae; Streptophyta; Magnoliopsida; Brassicales; Brassicaceae
Source: the annotation of a GenBank genome assembly
AUGUAUAUACCGUUGGAGAUGGAGUUUCCACAUCGCUUAAGGUUAUUACACUGGGACUCAUAUCCAGGGAAGUGUCUUCCUCCUACAUUUCAUCCAGACUAUCUUGUUGAACUUGAUAUGAAGUAUAGCCAGCUCGAGAAACUCUGGUUAGGAACCCAGUCGUGGAGGAGUAACUGCGUAAACCUUCAAGCCAUUCCAGCUCACCUGAGCUUGACAUCCCUCGAAUACAUCUUCAUGAGAGGUUUCUCGAAAUCGAAGAACAUUCCAGUUAUCUCAACGCACAUAAAGAAACCGGAGUUAGAAGAUGUGCCUGCAUCAGUUGUGCUGCGCACCGGCCUAAGCUCUCCUAGAAGGGAAAGUGUUGGAAUGCUUAGAGAGAUAACACAUCUUCAAAAGAGUGUAACAGAAGUAGCCUUAAGAUAUACUGAUGUUAAAAAGAUUCCAUAUUCCAUCAAGGCUCUUCACGGGUUGACACAACUUGAUUUACAUAGCUGCAGACUACUCGAAGAACUGAGAGAGCUCCCUGGUUCACUCACAUUCCUACGUGCAGAAGAUUAUCAAUCACUGGAGAUCCUAGUACGCCCUUUUGACAUUCCCAAAGCGAUGCUCAGUUUCAACAACUGCUUCACAUUGGGGGAAAGAGACAUUAUCCCACAAUCAUUAUUCCUUCAUGGUUCAGCUCUCUUACCUGGAAGUGAGGUACCUGAAGUGUUUGAUCACCGAGCCAGAGGCAACUGCUUGACUAUUCAAUCCACUUGUAACAACCCCCUCUCUGCUCUCUCCAGGUUUAAGGUUUGUCUUGUCGUUUCACCAAACGAUCAAGCCAAAGAAAACAGGAUUCCAAAACUGUUGUGUAGGACCAAAGCCAAAGGAGGGUUACGUCUCCCCAUUGAGGACUACGUUUACGCCAUUCCAAGAUUACUGACGGAACAUCUCUUUAUAUUUUACUCUGACUUCCUCCAAGAGGAUUAUAUCGAAGACAUGGAAGUAAGCAGCAGAGAGAUAGUGUUCGAGUUCAGCAGCAUUUUCCACGACUUCGACAUUAUUGAAUGUGGUGCUCAGAUAUGGACCAAACAAAGCAUCGAAGAAGAAGGGAGCUAUGAAUCUGAGAUAUAUGAGUCUGAAGUCUCUGAAGAUGAGACUAACAUAGGCGAGUGUACAUAUGAAGAGAAUCUUGAAGGGGACAAACAUACGUAUUGUUGUUGGAGUUGGCUCUUCCUCUACUUCGAUCUCAAAAACAUCAAAAGCUUGGUUUCAGGAAGAAGAUGA